AUGUCGUGCUUUCGACGUCUCUUUCUGCUUACCUGUCUCUUCUUCCUCUGGGCUAUCUCUUCCGAUGCAUACCGGCCCAUCAGGAAAACCUAUCGACAUAUCGUCCCACGCCAAGGCACUACUCGGGUCACUUCCAUCUCCUUCUCGCCUGAAGCCGAAGAUGGCUGUUUCCCUUUCAAUGUCGAUGGCUCGGAUUCGGGCUUGACCGCCUGCGUUGCAAUCCAAGGCGAUCAGGUUGUCGUGACUUAUCCCGAUAUCUCGUCUCUCGGCGAUAACUAUGAAGACAUUGGUGUGAUCAUCGGGACAGGGCCUACGGACGAGACUAACCUUGCUGGGGCUCAAUUCACCUUGGAGAACGGCUACUGUACGAUUGAGGGUACUUCGGCUUCUUGCUCGAUCCCGAUCUAUGAGAUUACCUACAAUCCAUGCUCCGGCACUAUCUGGAAUAUCCGAAUCAUUGGCGACCUCACAUCGGGAAGCACUGGAAUUGCGGACGGUCAGUUCAACUUUGGAUGUGGUGUCAUCCCCACUAGCUCUCCUACGACCACUACUACGACCACCACUACUACGAGGCGGCCUACCACCACCACCACUACGACUAGGCCAACUACCACUACAAGGCCUACCACCACCACCACCACUACGACAACAACUACGCCUACAACUACCACGACAACGACAACGACAACGACAACGACGACAACGACUCCCGCCACCACCACUACGACGCCUAUAGUGCCAACUACAACGACCACCACCACGACCCCUAUUAUACCAACUACUACUACAACCACCCACCUCUAUUAUUACUGA
Molecule: messenger RNA, 813 nt
Organism: Aspergillus terreus NIH2624
Lineage: Eukaryota; Fungi; Ascomycota; Eurotiomycetes; Eurotiales; Aspergillaceae
Exons: 1
Coding region: 1-813 (270 amino acids)
Source: RefSeq, a predicted model, not a curated record